GUUGGGCUUGAGCACAUUACAAGCACUUUGGGCUUUGUAGUUGCAGACUUUCAUUUCAUUUGAUCAUUUCCUUCUCCGUCUCCGUCUGGAGAGGACUGAGUAUCACUGUAUCAGUGUGAGUGAGCCUCCCAUAAACCUAAAACCCUAAAUCACACUACCAUGAGCUGGAGAACCCUAGCUUCCACUUCAAGACACACUUUCAAGAGACUCAAUGCAAUCCUACGAUCCCCUUCCACCACCAUCCCUUCUUCACGCGCCUCCUCCUCACUCUUCCUCCACGUGCCGUUCUCCACCACCACCCUACAUUCCCUGCCACAACCCACCAACGCCCUCAUCGACCCUAAACUCCUCGCUCCGCAAAACGACGCCGUCAACAACAACGACGACGAAACCACGAACGAGUUCUUAUCUCGAUUCGUGUGGAUAAUGCGGAAGAAGGUGAAGGAAGCGUACCCUGACUCCGACAAGCCCACCGUCGACGGCAUGCUCGUCGCCAUCGUCGAGAUGGUCGUCUCGGAGAUGGAAAAGGGUAACAUCGGAACGACGUCGUCGUUGUUUUGUUCUGCUGAUUUCAGCGAGGAUUUGUGGAGAACGGUGUGGGAGGUGAGCAGUCUGGUGCUGGAGGACAUGAACAAGGAGAUAAAAAAAGAGAAAAUGAAGAGCUUCUUGCAGUGCGAGGAGGUUAAGGAGAUGUGUAGAUUCGCCGGAGAAGUCGGCAUUCGGGGCGAUUUGCUCAGGGAGCUUAGGUUCAAGUGGGCACGUGAGAAGAUGGAGGAACAUGAAUUCUAUGAGGGUUUGGAGAGAUUGAGAGAAGAGGCACGAAGUGAGGGCAAUGGAAUUGGUGUUAUUACUGAGAAGAAGGAGAAGGUGAAAGAGAAGGUUGUUGUUGGACUUCCCAAGAGGAGAGGGAACAUAAGGUACAAGAUCUAUGGGCUUGAUCUCUCGGAUUCCAAGUGGGCACAAGUGGCUGAUAGGAUACAUGAGGCCGAGCAGGUGUUUUGGCCGCAGGAGCCGAAGCCAAUUACCGGGAAAGCAAAGAUUGUUAUCGCCAAGAUUCUGUCCUCGAAGGAGGAGGAUGACGAUGGUUUGCAAAGCCUGUUGGCUGAGUGGGUGGAGCUUGUGCAACCUAGCAGGGUGGAAUGGAUGGAUUUGCUCGACAAAUUGAAAGAGCAGAAUCAUGGUUUGUACUUGAAGGUGGCUGAAAUGGUAUUGGCUGAAGAUUCUUUCCAAACAAAUGUAUCUGACUACUCUAGGCUUAUUGAUAUCUAUGCUAAAGAGAACCGCUUUGAUGAUGUUGAGAGAAUGUUAAAGAAACUGAAUGAAAAUGGUCUACAAGUAGAUGCUUCAAUAGCCAGUACUUUGGUCCUCAUGUACUGCAAGGGAGGCAAUCUUGCACGUGCAACUGAAGCAUUUGGAGUCUUGACAAGCCUGGGCUUCCAACCAGAUGCACAUGUCUACAACUCAAUGAUCAUGACAUUUGUGAAUAAUGGCCAGCCUAAGUUGGGCGAGAAAUUGAUGAGGGACAUGGAUGAUAGACUUAUUACAAUCACAAAGGACAUAUACAUGGCAUUGCUCCGUUCUUAUUCUCAACUUGGUGAUGUUGCAAGCGCUGAACGAAUUUCAACAACUAUGCAAUUUGCAGGAAUCCAGCAGAGUACGGAUAAGGAGACAUGCACCCUGCUUGUUGAGGCAUAUGCACUUGCCAGUAACCCUGAUCAGGCAAGAAGCCAUUUUGACUGCAUGAUAAAAUCUGGGCAUCAGCCUGAUGAUAGGUGCACUGCUAGCAUGAUUUUGGCUUACGAGAAGAAAAACGACUUGGACAAUGCUUUAAAUCUUCUUUUGGAGUUAGAAAAGGAUGGGUUUGAGCCUGGGGUUGCCACUUAUUCUGUUCUUGUGGACUGGUUGGGUAAGUUGCAGCUUGUUGAUGAGGCUGAGCAGCUUUUAGGCAAAAUAGCUCUGCUGGGUGAGGCUCCUCCCUUUAAGCUUCAAGUAAGUCUUUGUGAUAUGUAUGCAAGGGCUGGAAAUGAGAAAAAAGCCCUUCAAAGUCUAGGCGUUCUGGAAGCUAGGAAGGAUGAAUUAGGUCAAGCUGAGUUUGAGAGAAUUAUAAGUGGCCUUAUUGAUGGUGGGUUUCAGAAGGAUGCACAAAGAAUAUGUCAGAUCAUGGAGGCACAGGGUUUUGAUGCAUCAAGGGUUAAGUUUAAACUUUCGAAACCUGUCUCCAGAGCACCGAGUUUGAGAUAGUUUAGUGGUCAUGAGUAGGGCCAUUUUAGUCUUUCUCUGCCAAGUGACCAACAAAUACGCUGCCUUAUUAAGGAAGCAUGGUCUGCUGGAUUUAUCAUACCAUGUAACAAAUAAGGAUGAGUUUAUGCUUGUCAGUUUUUCAGUUGUACUGUGUUUAUGAAUUUUUCCUUUGUCACAGUUUUACCAGUGCGCAGAUUACUGAUUUACAUCUCUUAUUUUUUUUCUUUCUUUUGAACUUUAUCGUUUGUAUAUACAAAUAUCUUUUGUGGCA
Molecule: messenger RNA, 2512 nt
Organism: Glycine soja
Lineage: Eukaryota; Viridiplantae; Streptophyta; Magnoliopsida; Fabales; Fabaceae
Exons: 2
Coding region: 160-2241 (693 amino acids)
Molecular function (GO): protein binding
Source: RefSeq, a predicted model, not a curated record